CGGUCAUGUGAUCAGCUGUGUCCAAUCACAGCUGAUCACAUGGGACAUGUACACUGAUCAUCAGGGCAGUGAUGAUCAGUGUAGCCCCAGCAGUGCCAGCUGUCAGUGUCCAUCAGUGCCACAUCAAUGCCACAUAUCAGUGCCUACCAGUGCACAUCAAUGCCACAUAUCAGUGGCCAUCUGAGCUGCCUUUCAGUGUCACCCAUCAGUGCUAGUCAGUGCCACCUAUCAGUGCUGCCAAUCAGUGCCACCUAUCAGUGCCAUGUAUCAGUGCUGCCUUUCAGUGCCCAUCAGUGCUGCCUGUCAAUGCCCAUCAGU
Molecule: messenger RNA, 318 nt
Organism: Staurois parvus
Lineage: Eukaryota; Metazoa; Chordata; Amphibia; Anura; Ranidae
Source: the annotation of a GenBank genome assembly